This is a messenger RNA of Platichthys flesus (European flounder), 2057 nucleotides long. It is a transcript of the gene ap1s2, whose product is annotated as adaptor related protein complex 1 subunit sigma 2. The coding region runs from base 720 to 1193 and encodes 157 amino acids. Gene Ontology annotation, molecular function: clathrin-cargo adaptor activity. Gene Ontology annotation, biological process: vesicle-mediated transport; intracellular protein transport. The record is from RefSeq and is a predicted model, not a curated record. Lineage: Eukaryota; Metazoa; Chordata; Actinopteri; Pleuronectiformes; Pleuronectidae. Gene Ontology annotation, cellular component: AP-1 adaptor complex; membrane coat; intracellular membrane-bounded organelle. The transcript is spliced from 5 exons.
AUUAAUGUGUUUUUCACUGCACCACUGUAGAGCAGUAAAUGUAUCAGGCUGUAAUAACUCUACAUUUAGAUUCUAUGAGUUUUUGAAUUCUGUCAGUGAUUUGAUUCCACUGCAUUAUUUGAUAGAUAGAUAGAUAGAUGGAUACUUUAUUAAUCCCGAGGGAAAUUCAGAAAAAUGACAAUUUCAUCUAACAGUUACUUUGCAGAUAAGGAAUAAAUCAUGCAAGAUAUAAUAAACAAGUAAAAUAAGUAAAUACACGAGCUAUAUCUCACAAGCAAACCAGAAAAAAUAGUCACCACUUGACCCAGUCUGUGUAUUGAAGUAAUGCACAUGUUAGUAUAUUUGGGUUUAUAUAUUUAUUUGCGCCAGAGUAUUUCUACAUAUUUGUACACUUCUUCCAUCUGUCCUUGUUUUUUCUUAGAUUGUUACCGAAGAAAAGUGAAAAGACCAAACUCAACAUCCACUCGAAGCCAUGUCUGCUGGGAACAACCCAGAGAAUAACGGAAUCGUUCAGCCAAUCAAAUCCCACCGAGGUGUCGACCCCAUCCAAUCACAGCGCCUCACCAGCAGCAGCCACCAUCCGCUAGCUUCUUUUAGCAUCUUUAGCUAACCCCCCGGAGCCAGAGACCCUCCUGUCCGCUCUCUGUCGGUUAUGUGUGUCGCUUGAUUCCUCCCGAGGUUGACGGUGCGAGCGACUGACGCGAAGCUGCGGUGUGAAGAUGCAGUUCAUGCUGCUGUUCAGCAGGCAGGGAAAGCUGCGCCUACAGAAAUGGUACGUGCCUCUGUCCGACAAGGAGAGGAAGAAGAUCUCCAGGGACCUGGUGCAGACCAUACUGGCCAGGAAACCCAAGAUGUGCAGCUUCUUGGAGUGGAGGGACCUCAAGAUUGUGUACAAGAGAUAUGCAAGCCUGUACUUCUGCUGUGCUGUCGAGGAUCAGGACAACGAGCUGAUCACGUUGGAAAUCAUCCACAGAUACGUGGAGCUGCUGGACAAAUACUUUGGCAGUGUGUGUGAGCUGGAUAUCAUCUUCAACUUUGAGAAGGCCUACUUCAUCCUGGAUGAGUUCCUGCUGGGUGGAGAGGCCCAGGAGACGUCAAAGAAGAACGUGCUGAAGGCCAUUGAGCAGGCCGACCUGCUGCAGGAGGAGGCCGAGGCGCCACGGAGCGUUUUGGAGGAGAUUGGGCUGACAUAAACCACCCCUCUGCUGCCUCGCCGUUCUUUCCUCCAAUUCAGAUCUGGCAACAUCCAUGACUCCCCCACCUUCUCCUGGUCACUGUGUCAGCGUUGUAUGUAUAUUUUCACCAUCUCUGUACUGUACUCUCUUGUAAUGUCCUUUCAAUGUGGUGCCAACUGUGCUUUUGAUGUCUCCUUAUGUACAAGCUCCCUCGCUGUAUCCCGCUGUGCUAUUAUCGUACGUCACUCUCGUAACUUCUUCAAAACACCACAGAGAACAAUGUAGCAACAUUAAAUCUCCAUCAUCAUAUUAGGAUCAUCCAUCAUCACCGAUUGAAGGGUUGGUUGUGCUAUUUGGCUUCAGGAACUUUUUAGGUGCUGUUGAAGCCGCAGUCGGUUUGAGUCACAGAGAAAAGCAUUGAUUUCUUAACCUUUCCAACCAAGUGGAUGAAGAAGACUUUGCUAUCAAAUAAUAAAUGUUAAAUCUGCUUGUUGUACAAAUUGAGUAAGGGGAUAUGUCAUUUUGGGCUGUUGUCUGGGACCCUGUUCAGACUUGGGUGUUACCAUCUGCCCUGAGUGAUCUGAUCACACGUGCUCAGCGCUAACUACUGUUCUGAUCGACCCAAAUGUGUCCUCAAUGCAUCCUGAGAUCCAAGCAAUCAGACCACAUUCGGAAUUUGUUUGCUUAGAGCUGUACACUCGUGAUCGGGUGAAUGGUAAUAUCAAGUCUGAACAGAGCCUAGAAGUAACUUCUGAAUAACAGCAGUGUUGUGAAAUGACCUCCUGGGUAGUUUUUUUUUUUAAUGAUCAUCAGGAAUGCAUUUUUUGUAAGAUCUGUUGCUCAGCUCUGUGGCUCAAAUAUAACAAUUAAACUUCAACUUGG